Molecule: messenger RNA, 615 nt
Organism: Chrysochloris asiatica (Cape golden mole)
Lineage: Eukaryota; Metazoa; Chordata; Mammalia; Afrosoricida; Chrysochloridae
Gene: MRPS18A
Product: mitochondrial ribosomal protein S18A
Exons: 6
Coding region: 1-591 (196 amino acids)
Biological process (GO): mitochondrial translation
Cellular component (GO): ribosome; mitochondrial small ribosomal subunit
Molecular function (GO): structural constituent of ribosome; small ribosomal subunit rRNA binding
Source: RefSeq, a predicted model, not a curated record
AUGGCGGCCUUCAGUGUGCUGGUGUUUGGAUGUGGGCGGCUGCUCCGGGGGUUUCUGGUGGGCCCGGCCACAACAAGCUGGGCCAGGUCUACAACUCGCGGAUUCCGAGAAGUGGUGGAGAUUCAAGAAGGGAAGACGACUAUAAUCGAAGGCCACAUCACCGGGACUCCCAAGGAGAGUCCAAAUCCCCCAAACCCCUCUGGCCAGUGCCCAAUCUGUCGUUGGAACCUGAAGCACAAGUAUAACUAUGAGGAUGUCCUGCUGCUAAGUCAGUUCAUCCGGCCACACGGAGGCAUGUUACCCCGAAGGAUCACAGGUCUGUGCCAGGAAGAGCACCGCAAAAUUGAGGAGUGUGUGAAGAUGGCCCACCGGGCAGGUCUGUUCCCAAACCACAGGCCUCAGCUUCCUGAAGGGUUUGUUCCCAAGAGCAAACCCCAGCUCAACCGGUACCUGACCCGGUGGUCUCCCAGGUCCGUCAGACCCAUCUACAAUAAAGGCCACCGCUGGAAUAAAGUGCGCAUGGCUGUAGGGUCACCCCUGCUGAAGGACAAUGUCUCCUACUCAAGAAGACCUUUGGUGCUCAAUCACUGACUGAGAGCUUCUGGGCUUCCUGAG